GAUGAGCAUUGAGCAACAGGUGACAGCGUGUCUAGGCUUGUUACUGGGGGGAGGUAUAGCCCCUGCAUUUCAGAAUGGUUCCUCCACCGGCUCCACCCAGACCUCCAUCAUUGGCACAUUUCGCCAUAUUUGAUCCAUCCAAGGCCGAUCAGAAGCCAAAGUCAGAAAAGGUGGAUAAAGGCAAGGGCAAGGAACGGCAAGUCGACCUAGGCGAUGGGACGGAUCACGAUGAUCAGCAGCCUAGCGCGAGAGAGAUCGAGCUGCAAGAUGAUCUACGGGAAGCCUCUCAGAUCCUGUUCUACACUGCCAAAUCUGGAUCCGUCAGUCGAGAUACGAUGCUCAAGCAGAUUGGGCUCGUAAGAGGUUUGAUGGGGUUCACCGAGAUGGCGACGGGCGUGAAAGAUCCAGACGAGAGUGACUUUUGGUCUUUUCGGUCCCAUCGAUCCCGCAUGAUAGUCUACACGCCGAAACCGCAAAUUUACAUCUACGCUAACAUUACUCUGGCCACUCGGGUCUCCUUUGAGACCAGCAAAGCUGCCAAGAAUGAUCCCAAACCCGGGUCGGAAACCUAUGAACCUGCUCCGACUGCUCAAGGACUAUCUGAUCGGCUUCUCCUUCAAGGUCUCAAGCGAGGUUUUGCAGAGUAUGAGCUCUUAUAUGGCACAUAUGAGACCGACUCGACAUCCUCUUCCGCAUUCGAAAAGUUCUGGACAUCGUUCACAUUCGAAUAUGAAGCUUCGUACGUCUCACCUUCGCACCCCCUGUCUCGAGCUCUGCCCGGGAUCGAAUGCCUACCACAGCCACAAAAGAUCCAACGAGCCCUUUUGGCACUCUCCAACACCUCUGCUCUCCCUCUCACCAACCUUGGCAUCAUAUCUACUUUGGGCACAUGCACUCUCGAGUCAUGUCCUGGAACCCUCUUACGCUACCUCAUCAAGAUCCUCUCCAUGUCUCUAUCGAAUCCUCAUACAAGGUCCAUACCGUCUUCUCCAGCGUCUAUCAAGACCGUCGGCGAUCGGAAGUCUAGCUGGUCAGGCUUGGGGACUUUAUCCUGGGUCCCAGGUCUGGGAGGUUCAAGAUCCACUACCCCAUCAAGAUUGACUGCUUCGCCGUCCAAGCCUUUGGAUACUGAUUCGCCAUCGAGGUCAUCUUUACGCAGUGUUUCUCGUUCCGAAGGUCCUCCAGGGUCAUCUGGCGAGAUUGAUAGAACAGCUGACAAGUGGGGAUUUAUGGGUCUCGCCGGGUUGACGGAUGCAGUCGGUAGCUUGAAGGUCGCCCCGAGCUUGGAUAUGGGCAGCCUGUUCCGCUUCGGAGGCGGACAAGAGCAUGCGACAGAAACGACGAAAGCCGGCGCAAAAACCAGCGUCGUCACGUCUAGCUCCUCGCGUGCGUCAACAUUCGACGAACCGCCUCGUGCGGAUGCCCCGGAUCCGAAGGACUCUGAGUCCUCUAGCUUGAGCCCGAUAGAGACGCCCAUUCGGGCUAGUCUGGAAGUUCGUCCUCGACCAGACCUAUUACCAGAUCUCGAAGCCGCGUCAACCCAUGAGAUUGACCUGGGUUGGGAGUUUAGAUCGGUAUAUUUAGAUUUGACUACCGAAGAACGAGCCGGGGCAGAUCCGACUUCGAAGAAUCAUUGUCGUCAGACUGUAUGGUGGAUUAUCCGUGACGGUAUCCUACUGUUCGCCCUGACGUCGCCGGACGAGUCCCCAUCAAUCUCUAGCGAAGCAGUCUCGACCUUCUACGCCAGCCUGGGAGAUCUGGCUAGAUCCGGAGUGUCUGGAGGAGGUGCAGCUGACUCGUCCCAUUUUGAUACUCCUUGGUUAUACGCAGGACCAGAGUCCAUCUCGUCAUCGACUCCUGGUCUACCGACAUCCUCUGAGAAUGUUCUGCUGAAGCUGGAAGACUGGUCAAAUUUCGAGCCCACAAUCGAGGAGAUCUCCGCCAAGACGUCGAAAGAAUUUGUGUCACUGAAACGAUUCGACAAGGGAGAAGAGACGACGAAGAAGACGGUCUUUUUAUCCCUUGAUAAGAAGGAUGCAAGUCUCACAGACGUGGAUCAUGCUGUUCGAGGGUUCACGAGGUCUCAUCCAGAUCUAGUCAAUUGAAGAGAAUCAUAAAAAGA
Messenger RNA from Kockovaella imperatae, 2122 nucleotides. RefSeq lists its product as hypothetical. The transcript is spliced from 5 exons. Gene Ontology annotation, biological process: vesicle-mediated transport. NCBI's taxonomy places the organism in Eukaryota, Fungi, Basidiomycota, Tremellomycetes, Tremellales, Cuniculitremaceae. The record is from RefSeq and is a predicted model, not a curated record. Gene Ontology annotation, cellular component: intracellular membrane-bounded organelle; Mon1-Ccz1 complex. Bases 75 to 2105 code for a protein of 676 amino acids.